UGAGGUCAUUUCCGCCACACAGCUGAGAGAGUUGUGUUGACGAUGGCUCGGUGAUGGUGGUAAUGUUUCCGCGUCAGAGUUCCACGCCUGCAGAAGGACAUUUUUCGGGGAUUAUAGUUAGCUGAGCAAUCGCGCGGGCAGGAGAGAGAAGCGACGUCCCGGCCCAUUGAAACGAACGGAAGCCAGAAUGCAGCAACCACCACCACUUGUGAAUGGUGAGGGCUUGGGUCAGCCCCAACAACAUAGGUUUCCUUUAACCCCUCCAGCGAGACCACCUGGCCCUCCAAACCCUCUUGGUGUCUCCAAAGCAUAUACUACUACAGGCCCACCAAGAUUAAAUGGGCCAGUUAUGAAUGGUCCUCCAAUGGGUCCACCUAGGGGCCCACCACCCCUAGGUGCAGUUCCUCCUGGAAGGCCGCCUUUAAGACCCCCCUUGGUGAAUGGUCAGCCUGGCCCCCCCUUGCGCACUCCUCUUGGUCCACCUCUGCGACCGCCUGCCGGCAGCCAACCUCUGCCUCCUUCAGGCCCACCUACAGGUCCUCCACAAGCAGCUAUUGAAUCCCAGUCAAAGGGACUAGUAAGACCAACCCCAAGUCCAGUUAAUGCUCCACCUAGUCCUAUACUCAACGGUCAUCAAAAGCCUGCACCUCCACAAUCGUUUCCAGAAUCACUCUCUAAUAGAUCAUCUAAUCGGUCUUCUCGUCAGCCUUCUCCCAUCCCCACUCCUCAGCUUGAUCAUAUGGAGAUGCAGGCCACUCCAGUCUCAGGCCUGACUCCUACUGGGUCUACUGCCAGCCUGAAUGAAAGUUUACAACCGCCUUCAGUGGAGUCGUCGGCUAAGUCCAAGGAAGCCUGUGGGAGUGGAAAGCAGUCGCCAAGAAUACCGUCUCCGGUCGUUUCUGGAACAAACUCGAAUGUGCCAGUGAAUGGCCUUAAUGCCAGUGUGCCUGAAGUAUCAGAACCAUUAAAUAGAAAUUCUGAAAUGAGCAAUGAGUCAGUUAGAGUUGCACAAGUGCAAGCCACAAGCAGUGUUACAAGCAGUACAUCCUAUGCAAGUGGCUUAGUAACGCAAAAUGUUCAGCCCCCAGUUAGUGUCAACACCUCUGUGCCGCUGUCUUAUAGUAAUUCGCCAUUAGUAAGACCGCAGUGGGAUACCACAGCUGGAGUGCUUCCCGCGAGUGGGGUGCAAAGUGUAAAGGCACCAAAUGUACCAUUGUCUGGUGGAGUGAACACAAGUGCAGCAGUUAGUAGUAGUAAUCAGCCUAGCUCUAUACAAAGACCUUUAGGUUCAAAUACUAGUGCUCUGACAAAUCUGUUUCCACCGACUGGUUCAGCUCCUGUGCCAAGUGGAGUGCCUCUCCAGCCCAACAGUGCAGGCCUUCCACCUGCUAGUUCAGCUCCUGUACAUGGGGUUGGCUUUUCACCCAGUAACAUUGGUUCUCCAAGGGUACCUAUGACCAUGACGGGCUCUUCCAUGGGUAUGCCACCUUCAUCUGUUGGUAUGGCUGUAUCCACUUCCAGAGGCCAAACGCAGUUUGGUCCACCCCCCACAUCCAUGGGUCCACCCCCUACAUCCAUGGGCAUGCCACCAACAUCCAUGGGGCCCCCACGAGCAUCCAUGGCAUUCCCACCAACAUCUAUGGGGCCACCCCCAACAUCUAUGGGCCCACCCCCAACAUCCAUGGGCAUGCCACCAACAUCCAUGGGCAUGCCACCAACAACUAUGAGCAUGCCACCAACAUCCAUGGGCAUGCCACCAACAUCCAUGGGCAUGCCACCAACAUCCAUGGGCAUGCCACCAACAUCCAUGGGCAUGCCACCAACAUCCAUGGGCAUGCCACCAACGUCCAUGGGCAUGCCACCAACGUCCAUGGGCAUGCCACCAACGUCCAUGGGCCCUCCCCCAACAUCCAUGGCUCCACCGCCCACUUCUAUGGGCCAGCCAGUAGGAUCCAGGCCCCCUCCUCCCACAUCAAUGGGUUACAUUCCAGGGCCCAUGGGCAGUGGUCAACCCAGACCAUCUUAUGGAGCACCACCGAUAUCUAAAGGUAAUAGUAUUCCACAGUACCAAGGACCAAUGUCGUCUCCGUAUUCAAAUACACAGGGAGGCAUACCUAAUCCCAAUCAACUGUCACAACAACUAGGUGGAUUAUCAGUAACACGUGACGGGUGGUCGAAAGGAUGGGGAACUCAUCAGGUUGACCUGUUACAGCAGCGCCAGAUAUUACCUCCAGAAGGUGUCAAACCUCCUGCCAUUGUUUUAGCCCAAGAUUACCUUCCAAAUUGUUCUCCAGACAUCUUUAGAAGUACAUUAACGAAAGUGCCAGAGUCUAAAUCUGUGCUCUCCAAAGCACGGCUUCCCUUUGGCAUCCUUAUACAUCCAUUUAAAGACUUAGAGCACCUUCCAGUUGUGAGCUGCAACACGAUAGUUCGUUGCCGAUCUUGUCGUACCUACAUCAACCCCUUUGUAGUUUUUAAAGGUGAACGUCGUUGGGAGUGCAACCUUUGCUUCAGGGUCAAUGACCUUCCGGAAGAGUUCCAGUAUGACCCAGUUAGUCGAACGUACGGUGAUCCCUCAAGACGGCCAGAAGUUAAGGAAGCAACUAUAGAAUUCAUUGCACCUCAGGAAUACAUGUUAAGGCCCCCUCAGCCUGCAACCUAUCUUUGGGUAUUAGAUGUGUCUCGACAAGCGAUAGAUACAGGGUAUUUAAAGAUUGUAUGUGAUACUUUACUGUCUGAGCUGGAUAAAAUCCCUGGUGACAGACGAACUCUCGUAGGCUUUAUUACUUUUGCCAGUAAAGUUCAGUUCUACCAGAUGGGUGAAGAUCAGAAAAGUGUCCAAAUGCUCGAGGUUGGUGAAAUAGACGAUACGUUUGUACCUUGCCCAGAGGAUCUUCUCGUAAAUCUGGAUCAAUGUCGCACAUUGGUAGAGGAAUUCCUCACCAUGCUUCCUGAAGCACAUAGUGGCACCUACCAAACUCAGUCAGCCUUAGGCCCAGCACUACAGGCUGCGUAUAAACUUAUGAGUCCGAUUGGUGGCCGCAUUACUGUGAUAACUACUACUCUACCCACUCUUGGCCCCGGAGCAUUGAAGUCUCGCGAAGAUCCCAAUCAACGAGCAGGGAAAGAUAUUCAAAACAUGGGACCAGCGACAGACUUCUAUAAAAAAUUAGCACUAGAUUGUUCAGGGCAGCAGGUCGCUGUUGACAUGUUUGCGCUCAACUCACAAUACGUUGAUAUGGCUACUUUAACUGGCAUGAGCAAGUUUUCUGGUGGCUGUAUCCAUCAUUUUCCAAACUUCCAUGUGUCAAGAAAUCCUACAAGUGUAGGACCUUUCACUUCAUGUCUUGCUAGAUACAUCACUCGUAAAAUUGGUUUUGAAGCAGUCAUGAGAAUCAGAGCAACCAGAGGAUUGGCAAUAACGAAUUUCCACGGUAAUUUCUUUGUUCGAUCAACGGAUCUCCUUUCACUGCCAAACAUCAAUCCUGAUGCUGGUUUUGGAAUGCAGGUUAACAUCGAAGAACCUCUUCAUAAUAUCCGUACAGCUUGUUUCCAAGCAGCGCUUCUCUACACAUCAAGCAGAGGGGAACGUCGCAUCAGAGUUCACACGUUGUGUUUGCCUGUCAGUCCAAAUGUUCAUGAAAUUGUAACUUCAGUAGAUCAGCAAGCCAUGAUAGCUCUGCUGGCAAAAAUGGCUGUUGACAGAUGUUUGACAUCGUCUAUGUCUGAUGCUCGAGAAGCACUGGUAAAUGCAUGUGUGGAUGCCCUUUGUGCAUACAAGAUUGGGUUGUCCACUCCAUCACAUGGAACUAUUGAAGCUGCUCCUGCCCUGCAGUUACUUCCUUUGUACACUUUAGCACUUCUUAAAUCAAUUGCUUUCCGAGGAGGCUUGAGCACAAAGCUAGACGAUAGGAUGUUUGCAAUGUGCGAGCUCAAGACGUUACCUCUGCGACACUUAAUGAACGUUGUUUAUCCUGAUUUAUACCCUGUACAUGCCUUGUCUGAAAAAGGAUCAUUAAACAUUGAUGAUCAGGUUGUGCCUCAGCCUGGAUGUCUUCACCUGUCUGCUGAACGCUUAGACCGUUACGGUGCUUAUCUUAUGGAUGCCGGGCACACGAUGUAUAUUUACGUACGUUCGGGCAUAGCCUCAGAAUGGGUUGAGGGAACGCUAGGAGUUCCCAGUUAUGCUGCUAUUCCUCAGCCCAUGUACGACGAUUCUUUACCUGUUCUAGACUCAAAUAUGUCCUUAUUACUUCGUAACCUCAUUGGAUAUCUUCAGAGUAAAAAACCCUAUCCUGCACCCGUCUUGGUUUUGAAGGAGGAUAAUCCAGCGCGAGUAUUAUUUAUUCAGCAUCUUGUGGAUGACAGAACCGAAGGAUCACAGUCUUACGUAGAGUUCCUACAAUACCUGAAGGGUCAGAUUAAAUAAUUGGGAAAAAAACUGAAGUGUAGUGAGUGUUAUGUUUUCCAGUUUAUUCUCAAAUAAGAGAACCAGACACUUGUAUCUCCAUCAUAUAAGACUACUACUUGCCUCAUUCUUAUUAAGGUAUUUGUGAAUUUGAAUUGUUCAAGCCAUGGUUUAGGAAAUCCAUGUAUAUGGCUGAGCUAUCUUAUGUCUGUGCAUAUGUUGGCCAGUAGCUGCUGCUGCUGCAAUAAUAAGUAGGACAUUUGACAAGGAAAUAUUUAAGUGAGAAAUUCUGAGAAAUGCUCCAAAAGUAGUGUUGUCAGUCUAGGCAUAUGAAAUUAUUUAAUUGGGAAAAAUGAACACAUUUAAAUGAAUACAGAAUCAUUUCUGUACUGUUACUUCAGGGUUGUUAUUGGUAAAGCUUUAAUUGUAGCCAUAUUAAUUGAAUAACUAGAUCUGCCUAGAACAUUGUGUUAGAAAUGGGGAUAAGGGAAGGGAGAGUUGAGUGCAAAAGCAGAGAUUGUUAUUCCAGGUGUUGAGAAAAUCUAUAUAUUGUAUAGCUUGGUUAUUUAAAAAUUAUAUUUAAAGUUUAGGGUUUUCAUUUGGCAACUACCUACAUCUUGGCUUGUGUGUGCUAAAUCUCUCUAUACUAUUUACUUACUGUAAUUUUCCUUCUAGUUGUGCCAUUUAUGAAGACAAUUUGAAAGGCAAGAAUGGCAGAAAAGAGUGAACAAGUUACAUUUCAUUCCUUCAGUUUAUUAACCGUUUAUGCAGAAAUGGGAACGUAGUAGUUAUUUUAUGUAGUAAGAAUAAUUUCCAAUUUUGUCUCAAUCGUGGAACUCUGUGAAGAUUGCAAAAGAUAAUGUUUUAGUUACGGGAAAGAGCAGCAGUUGGAUUUUCCUCAGUAUGUUUUGAUAUGCUUUGUAUUCGGGUCAUAUUCAGUUAUUUUAUAUGUUGACUGGAAUUUUUGUACCUUAAAAUGCAUAAGCAUUGGUGUACUAGUUGGGAUAGACCAUGUACUACUCCGUUUAUAAUUUGGGACUUUCUUAUAAGUGUAUGACUUGAGUUGUAUUUAGCAUGUGAACUUGCAUGUAUUACAACUGCCACCAAAACAGGAUUUAUUUUAUCAAGUUACAAAGCCAGGUUUAUGCAUUUCAUUAAACCAUUUUCAUGGUAUUUGUAGUACACUGUACUCAUAUUUAUCCUUCUUGCUAUCUUGCACCAUUGCAGUAUUUUAGAUAAGAUGUGGUGCAUUAGUACAUUGAAUGAUAUAGGAUUUAAAUAACAUCAAAAUUAACUUUUUACUCUGAAAACAAAACCAGCGUAAGCUUAAAUUGGAACUUUUAAUGAGGUUGGGUGCUGUCACACUCACAAGAAGACUGAAGGCAAUUUACUCAUGAAAUACAUACACAGGUUAAAUACAAUUUCUACAGAGAUUAAGAAAAAAAAGUUGUAAUUUUUCAAAUAAAUUUGUUAAUACACUCAUGGAAAACGGAGGUUGACACAACUAACUCCUGUUCCGUACACACGCAUGCGCGCACAUACAUUUAGAGUAUGUUUAUGUAAUGGUAGUUAAUCUUUAUAUUGAUAUUCAGGAGAUUCAGCAGGUAAAAAAAAUAAAAUCUUGACUUUAGUAGAUAUUCACAGACUUGAGGUAGGUGAGAAUAAAAUGUUUACAUGAAAAUUUGUGGCCUGUAGAUAUUUUAUGUGCGUCAUUGAAUAGUACUGUACAGCGUACAUCACGCUGUGCUUUUAAUAUUUUAUUUACACAUUUAUGUGGAAAACCUUUAGGUAGUUUUCUGUGUAUAUUUUAUUUGUUAAACCUAUCCCUGCUCAAUAUAUAUAUAAUAUAUUUUUUUCUGUAUAUGCAUUCACUAUUCAUUAGCUUUUGUUUCCUUUUUAUAUAUACAUACAUACAUUUAUAGGUGCCCGGGACUUUUUCCACAAGUUAAGAGGAUUGCCAUGAUAGCCAACUUAAGAAAAGUUUUUUACUGAUUGUUGUGUAGUUAGGAAGAUAUUUUAUUAUUUUUUUCCAUCAAUUUCAUAGGGUGUCUACAAUGAGGAACCUUAAAGUUUUUGAGAAAAUCCAUUAAAAAUUGCGAGUGCAGUGCUAGUGUUUAACUGGCAUUCAUCAUAUGGUGUAUGUAUGGGUGUAAUAUAGCAUUGUACAUAAAUGUUUUUCAAAGGUUCAUUUGGAAUUAAUGCUUGGGAAAAGAGCUGUUGUGGAGUCAUUUGGAAUGUGACUCCAGUAUAAAUAAAAGAAUGCUUUUCCUGAAGAAAGUUUCAUCUGGAACCAUAUAUCAGGUGUACAUUUUGAAAGAUGUGAAAGUUGUGAUCUAAAGCAAAUAUGCACAAUAAAAGGUUAUAUAACA
This is a messenger RNA of Macrobrachium nipponense, 6777 nucleotides long. It is a transcript of the gene Sec24AB, whose product is annotated as protein transport protein Sec24A-like. Gene Ontology annotation, biological process: intracellular protein transport; endoplasmic reticulum to Golgi vesicle-mediated transport; COPII-coated vesicle cargo loading. NCBI's taxonomy places the organism in Eukaryota, Metazoa, Arthropoda, Malacostraca, Decapoda, Palaemonidae. Gene Ontology annotation, cellular component: COPII vesicle coat; endoplasmic reticulum exit site. Bases 188 to 4429 code for a protein of 1413 amino acids. The transcript is spliced from 15 exons. The record is from RefSeq and is a predicted model, not a curated record. Gene Ontology annotation, molecular function: zinc ion binding; SNARE binding.